This is a messenger RNA of Anas platyrhynchos (mallard), 2572 nucleotides long. NCBI's taxonomy places the organism in Eukaryota, Metazoa, Chordata, Aves, Anseriformes, Anatidae. The record is from RefSeq and is a predicted model, not a curated record.
GCCAGCUCCACGCACCCUGCAGCAGCGCCGAGCCGUGGGUCCUGCAUGCAACAGAGCAGAGCCUUCUCCGACCCUGCGCUCUCCCCCUAGCAGACGCCCGUGCCCUGUACUGCUGCACUCAGCGGCUGAGCUCAGCCGGUUGCAGAGGACCGGGUCCUGCGCUGCCUGGGGCAUCCCCGCUCGUGGCUGGACCCCCGGAGCUUCCUGCACAUGGAGCACCUCGGCCUGGGCUGGGUGCUGCUGGCCGGCACCUUGGCUGGCACCUUGGCCACCAGAAGCACCUGUAAGCAAGAGCCCGGCUGCAUCAGGGAGGAGGCGAUGGACAUGGCCCAGAACUCCUUCGAUGACCGGUACCAGGACUGCAGAUGCGAGAUGAAAGAGGAGCUUAAAAAGGUGAACCGCACUGAAUUCAAAAACCGGCUCUAUGCAGACACCUGGAAAGAAGCAAACGAGACGUGGCAGAACUCCACCGAUCUGCAGGUGCUGCGGUGGGAGUACGCGGUGGCCGUGCUGGCCUACACUGCUGAUACAGGCCUGCACUGUGAGUUCAACGAGGCCGUGUGUGAGGGUGGUCGCUCCCGCAGGUACUACCUCCAAUCCUUCCACUUCAAGACGCUGCAUUUCCUCCUGACCGAGGCCCUGCACACUCUGCGGAAAGCCCAGGGCCACAGAUGCUACCACGUCUACCGCGGCGUCAGGGGCAUCCGCUUUACGGCCCAGCUCCACCAGACCGUCCGCUUCGGCCGGUUUGCCUCUACCUCCCUCCAGAAGAAUGCUACCGAGAGAUUUGGCCAGGACACCUUAUUCUUUGUGUACACCUGCUACGGUGUCCCCAUCUGGAACUUCUCCUUCUUCCCUGAGGAGAAAGAAGUCCUCAUCCCACCUUAUGAGGUCUUCAAGGUCACCGAUGUCACCCAUUACCCAAAAGAAACCCACAUCCAUCUCCGCUCCCAUGGUGUGCGCAGCACCUACAACUGUGCACUGCUGAAUGGCACGAGCAGUCCCAGGGAACCCCCACACCUCUGGAGUCUCCUCUUGGCAGCCGCAGCCCUGGCAGCCGUGGGACGCCUCUAACCCAGCUAUGCUGCUGCUGCACCUCCGCAAGGGAAACGGGGCAGAAACGUGAGAACACAUUUAAUGGAAACUGUGGGAUUACGCUUUCCUCUGCCGGACGCUUUCUGCUCCAGCAGGAGCGGUGCCACCGGCCCCACGAUGCUCCGGUGGCCCUAGAACACCAGCAGAGGCUGGAGGAAGCCUUUUCCUGGCUUUUGCAGAGAAAUAAAAGCACUGCUGGAGGAUGGAGGCAUCGAGGAGGGUUCCUGCGGCUCCCCGCAGCGGGGGCACUUUGCAUGGGCAGCAGCCGGGGGUCUUCUCCAGCUCCCUCCUGGAGAGCGCUGCCCCGGGUCCUGCGAGGUGGCACGGGGAGCACUGGGGGCUCCUCCUCUCUGGGGAGCCUCCACGGCGGCUCAGGAGCAGGCAUUUGGCUGGCACCUCAGCCCCCAGUGCCCAGAUUCGGGCUCUGCAGGCGGGACGGACGGGGGCUGCCCCACGGAGCAGCGCAGGGCACUCAGCCAGCUCUGGUGGCACCGUGGGCACCUCGCCUUCCUCCUCACCCCGCGGGUGUCCCCUGCCCCCCCAGCACACAGGUGACACCAGGCAGCCUCAAUGCGCUUUAAUGAAUCCCUGCUGCCCCACAACCUGCUGUGGGCAGGUGCCGGGGGGCCAGGGGCACCAGGAGCCCCGCAGUGGGGCUGUGUCCGUCAGAGCAGGGCCGAUGCCCUGGGGCUGGGCAAAGAGCCCCCACAGCAGCCUCCCGACCUGGGGAUGGGCAGGGUGAGAGCCCCCCGCUCCGCAGCCAGCCAGGGUCCGGCAAGGGCCGGGCUGGGGGCAGCUCCGGGCAGGGGGGUUUAGAUAACUUACCCAACAGACGCCUGGAUAAUUGAGGACCUCAUGAGAACCAGCGCCCGGGAUCACAAGGCUACUUCCAGCUGCUCAUAGAAUGCCCCAUCGACCUCCUCCUCCUCCUGAUCUGGUGACCUGUAGCACACCCCCACAACAGUUUCCCCCAUACCAGCCCACCCCUUAAUUCUCACCCACAAACUCUCCUCCUGUCCUUCACCCUCCCCCAGCUGGAGCUGGGUGCACUCUAAUUGCUCCCUCACAUCAAGGGCAACUCUUCCCCAGCUUGUCUCUCCUGAAGAGUUCGUAGCCCUCCGUGACUGCCUUCCAGCCGUGCGAGCUGUCCCACCACGUCUCAGUGAUCACACCAAGAUCGUGGCCCCCGACCCAACACAGAUCUCGAGCUCCUCCUGUUUAUUUCCCAUGCUCCGUGCAUUGGUGUAGGGGCUCUUUAGGGAAGCAGCAGGUGCAGUUAUCCCUGGGGGGAUGCAAGAAGAUGAUUCCAGACAGGGGAUUGGGAUCAUUGCUUUCUCUGAGGAGCCCUCAAACAAUCCCAUCCUCGAACAAGCCACUCGGAGGAUUUUCCCUACUAUCUUCAACCUACUACCCCAGAUUGCCUUCAGCUGAGGGGUGCGAAAGCCACAAAAUCCCCCAAAUACAGGCUCUCCCCUGA